AUACACCUACAAGUCUUUAACGACGCGUCGCAUCUCUCCGUCUGUGUUUACGUAGCAGCUUACCCUCCUCAGUCCUCAUCAAUCAUCAUACUGUAAUUCAAUACCCUCUCUCAUCACAAACAUACAAACCCCAUUCUGAGAUAGCUAAUUCUUAGCGAUUCCAAUCCCCCUUAUCCAUGUCGAUGCUCGAUUCCUUCUUCAACAAGGGCUUCAAAGCCGCCAAAUGCAAAACUCUGCUGAAAUUGACUAUUCCGCGGAUAAAGCUGCUGAGGAACAGGAGAGAUAUUCAGAUCAAGCAGAUGCGCCGAGACAUUGCCAAGCUCCUUGAGACUGGUCAGGAAGCUACAGCUCGGAUUCGGGUAGAGCAUAUUAUUAGAGAAGAGAAUAUGAUGGCAGCUCAGGAGAUCAUUGAGCUGUAUUCUGAGCUCAUAGCUGUCCGCCUUCCUAUAAUUGAAUCACAAAGGGAGUGUCCUCUUGACUUGAAAGAAGCAAUAUCCAGUCUAUGUUUUGCUGCACCAAGAUGUGCUGAUCUGCCAGAGUUGCUUCAAGUUCAAAUGCUAUUUGUAUCUAAAUAUGGGAAAGAAUUUGUAUCAGCUGCAACAGAGUUAAUGCCAGAUUGUGGUGUCAGUCGUCAGUUGAUAGAGUUGCUAUCUGUUCGGGCUCCUUCAGCUGAGAAAAAACUGAAACUUUUGAAAGAAAUUGCUGAAGAGCAUGAACUGGAUUGGGAUCCUACCGCAUCUGAAGUUGAAAUUUUCAAACCACAUUAAGAUCUGCUGAACGGUCCAACACAGUUUGUCAGUGGGUCUACGUUGCCACUUCCCAAAGAAAAACAUGACGAGUCAUUGUACUGUGCUCCUGAUCAAGCUCAGAAAGAACAGCCUGAUUCUGAUGAUGGUUUGGACAGUUUAGAAUUUCCUGAAGUUCCUAAAGUAUCAGUUAGACCCAAUGACAGUACAGCCUCAGCACCUGUGAUGGCUCCACAAUUUCCAACCCCACCACACCCUGAAAUUGAUGAGAACUCUGAAGUCGUUGGACAUCGAUCCGAAGAGCCGUCCGUGAAGCCUGAAGAAGAAAGAGCAAUGGAAAACAAACUGGAAUCUGAUGCUUCACUUGGUCAUGGGGAUUAUGUACAGUUUUUGCCAUUUAUCUCUCCGCCAUCUCUUUCGUCUGCAUCAUUUCCUGCGAGACAGACAAAUCCUCCUCCACCCUCUCUUUCAAGAAGAAAGAGUGAGGUCAAUGUAGAUAUGCAAGAUGUGUUAGCUGCUGCUCAGGCUGCUGCAGAUUCAGCAGAAUGUGCGGCAGCAGCAGCUCGCUCAGCAGCUAGUCUUGCACAGGUAAGAAUAAAUGAGCUGACCAAGAAAAACAAUGAAGAAGUAUCUGAGAGUAGCUGUGAAAACCCAUUUCAUGAAGACAUUCCUAGUCAGUCAGCUACUAAAGAACAGCCAGAUUUUGAUCAUAUUAUUUCCCAUGGUAACUCUGGCGGUGCUAUAACUUCUCCGGAACCCCCUCAAGUCCAUGAAUAUGGCCAAGGAUUAGAGACAUCAAAUCUUUCGUUUAUGGACUCGGAUAAAGAGGAUUUUGACUCGCCACUUCCCAAUGAUCAUGUUUUGGAACAGCCUGGUCAUCCCCAGCCUCAGAGAUUGACUUCAAUGGAUGAUGACUCAUACUUCUCGUACCCAAACUUAUUCACAUCAGGGAACAAUGUCGGCUCGGGAGCUCACUCUCCCACAGAUAAUUCCCACUCACAGGAACAGUGAGUUGAGUAUUUCCUAUGUGCCUUGCUUGUGACUGGAUUGUCGGCUCGGAUGCUCACUCUCCCACAGAUAAUUCCCACUCACAGGAACAGUGAGUUGAGUAUUUCCUAUGUGCCUUGCUUGUGACUGGAUUUGUUUAUAAUACCAUCAGAAAACAUUUGUUACAUAUAUAUGGUGUUUUCAAUUGUUUGUACAGCAGUGUUGUGUAGUAUCAGAGAACUGUUUGUUCCAUAUAUGGCUGAGUUUAAAUUUUUUUUCUUGUGCUGGCCAGUUGGAGAGGAUCUGGGACAGCAUGUACAAUCACAUUUCUGUUGGAAAAUAAGUAUCGUACCUUGCUUCA
Argentina anserina (silverweed cinquefoil) is the source of this 2094-nucleotide messenger RNA. RefSeq lists its product as uncharacterized. Gene Ontology annotation, biological process: protein transport. The transcript is spliced from 6 exons. The record is from RefSeq and is a predicted model, not a curated record. NCBI's taxonomy places the organism in Eukaryota, Viridiplantae, Streptophyta, Magnoliopsida, Rosales, Rosaceae.